Messenger RNA from Necator americanus (New World hookworm), 867 nucleotides. RefSeq lists its product as uncharacterized. Bases 1 to 867 code for a protein of 288 amino acids. NCBI's taxonomy places the organism in Eukaryota, Metazoa, Nematoda, Chromadorea, Rhabditida, Ancylostomatidae. The transcript is spliced from 3 exons. The record is from RefSeq and is a predicted model, not a curated record.
AUGCUCGAAAGGCGCAUGCAGGAUUUGCAACAAGAAUGUCGACACAUUUCGAAUGAAUAUCAUACAUUCGGAGAACAACGGCCAAAGGAAAAUGAGUGCGGAGUGACUUCUCUGCAAAUCUUCGAUGGCCGUGGGAAGCCUCACUGGUUCAAGGUCGCUCGCAUUGAGUACCUGACGGAAAGUCUCCAGCAGAGCAAGCUCACCAACGAAGACAAAGGAGGUGCGUCCACAAGUCUGCUCGGAUGCAACGAUGCGUUUUCUCUUAUCGACGACAAGGAUCGGGAAAUGAAAACGUUGCCUUCAGGACUACGACUAAUCCCCUCACUGCUGGGAUAUCUCGUCAAUGGGGGAAUUCAUGAACACAAUCAAGAAAGCGCAGUAACUGCCCUUUCGUCAACGACAACAAAUGAAGAUGCGAAAUGGGCAGAAUUUCUCGCGCUACAGUCCUCUGGAAUUCAGGAGUUUGCCGGUACCAAGGCUCAGGAGCAAGAGCAAGUCAACAAGAUGGUACGGAAUAGUUUCGAAUCCACAAUCGAGCGCCAUAACGAUGGAUACCAUGUCCGACUACCGUGGAAAGAAGACGCACACUUGUUACCGGACAACAAGCCCAUAGCAUUCAAACGCCUUUGCUCCAAUCUUGUCAAGCUUCGAACUACGCCGGACAUACUGCAGCAGUAUCAAAAGGCUUUUCUAGACCAAAUCCACAAAGGUAUUAUUGAGAAAGUAGAUGCUCAGCAGCCUGCCAAUGGAAACAUCGUCCACUACCUCAGUCUCCAAGCUAUGAUUACGCCGAUGAAGGAGUUCACCAAGUUGAGAGUUGUGUUCGACACCUCAGCACAUUUCAAGAUCAGGCCAAAGCGUCAUUGA